This is a messenger RNA of Nanorana parkeri, 2317 nucleotides long. It is a transcript of the gene GANC, whose product is annotated as glucosidase alpha, neutral C. The coding region runs from base 34 to 2223 and encodes 729 amino acids. The record is from RefSeq and is a predicted model, not a curated record. Lineage: Eukaryota; Metazoa; Chordata; Amphibia; Anura; Dicroglossidae. Gene Ontology annotation, molecular function: carbohydrate binding; alpha-1,4-glucosidase activity. Gene Ontology annotation, biological process: carbohydrate metabolic process; N-glycan processing. The transcript is spliced from 19 exons.
GGUACUUUUUGAGGACAAAAGCAAAUUUAAGACAUGCAGCCAGAUUGGAUUUUACAGGAUGCGUUUGGACUCUGGAAAGAAAAGUUUGGAGAUUUUGAAGACAUUAAAGCCAAUGGUCCCUCUUCUGUGGGGCUGGAUUUUACCUUGUACGGGUUUGAAAAUGUUUACGGACUGCCAGAACAUGCUGAUGUCCACAGCCUCAAAGAUACAGGAGAAAAUGAGGCAUACCGGCUCUACAAUUUGGAUGUGUUUGGAUACAGUGUCUAUGAUAAAAUGGGCACAUAUGGAUCUGUACCUUUACUGCUGGCACACAAACCAUCAUACACCUGUGGCAUCUUCUGGCUUAAUGCCUCAGAGACAUUAGUAGAAAUCCAUUCCAAAGCUGCCUUACAGGUAAGUGUCAUGGAUUGGGACUCACGGCAAAAGGCAGUACCCAAAAUGGACGUCAGAUGGAUGUCAGAGAGCGGGAUAGUGGAUGUCUUUCUUUUACUGGGACCUAUGCCUCAAAAUGUUUUCAACCAGUAUGCACAGCUGACAGGUACCCAGAUGCUUCCUCCCCUCUUCUCACUGGGUUAUCAUCAGUGUCGCUGGAAUUAUGAAGAUGAGGCAGAUGUGGAAGCUGUGGACUCAGGGUUUGAUGAACACAGUAUUCCCUAUGAUGUCAUCUGGUUGGAUAUCGAGCACACCGAUGGAAAGAGGUAUUUUACAUGGGACCCUGACAGAUUUCCUGACCCUGUAAAGAUGCAAGAGAAACUGCGGGAGAAAAGGCGCAAGCUGGUUGUGAUCUCUGACCCCCACAUUAAAGUUGAUCCAAACUACACCCUGUAUGCAGAGGCCAAAGAAAAAGGAUACUUUGUGAAAGACCGAGAAAUUGGGAAUUUUGAGGGCACCUGCUGGCCAGGUUUGUCCAGCUACAUAGACUUCACAAAUCCUGCAGCACGUGAGUGGUACUCGUCUCAGUUUUCACUUGAUAAAUACAAAAGCUCUACUGAUGUCUUGUAUGUGUGGAAUGACAUGAAUGAGCCCUCUGUGUUUGAUGCUCCAGAGAUGACCAUGCCAAAAGAUGCUGUACACCACCAGGGAUGGGAACACAGGGAUCUUCAUAAUCUCUACGGCUUUUACCAGCAAAUGUCCACUUCAGAUGGCCUAAUUCAACGGUCUGGAGGGAAGGAAAGACCCUUUGUGCUAACAAGGUCUUUCUUUGCUGGUUCACAGCGUUAUGGUGCAGUAUGGACCGGAGAUAACAAAGCAGAGUGGGAGUAUUUAAAAAUCUCAGUUCCGAUGUUACUUAGUCUCAGUGUGACAGGAAUAGCCUUCUGUGGAGCUGAUGUUGGAGGAUUUGUUGGAGACCCAGACCUCGAACUACUGGUCCGUUGGUACCAGGCUGGCGCAUUCCAGCCUUUCUUUCGUGGUCACGCUAUGCAGGAUACCAAACGCAGAGAGCCUUGGUUGUUCGGUGAAGAAAAUACUCUCUUAAUCAGGAAAGCGAUACAUGAACGGUAUACACUCCUUCCAUACUGGUACCUGCUGUUUUACAGGGCAUACCGCACAGCUGAGCCUGUAAUGAGGCCUUUAUGGGUUGAAUUUCCUAAAUGCCAAGAUGCCUUUGCAGUGGCAAGUCAGUACAUGCUAGGGAAUGCACUACUGGUUGCCCCAGUAUUAGACUCAGGUGUUAAAUCCAUUGAAGUUCUCUUUCCUGGCAAUGGAGAGUGCUGGUAUGACUUCAGGAAAUAUACACGUGUGAAGGGGUCUCACAGACAGAAAGUGGCAGUGACUGUGGCAGAGAUUCCAGUAUUUCAGAGGGGUGGAUCCAUUAUCCCCAUGCACACAACAGUUGGCAAGUCAACGGGUUGGAUGGCGUGUACUCCAUAUGAGUUACAUGUUGCACUAGAUCGGAAGGGAUUUGCUGCAGGGGAGCUCUAUGUCGACGAUGGCCACUCCUUGCAGUACCUGCAUGAACACAUGUAUAGUCAUCGAAGAUUUACAUUUUCAAGAAAUGUUCUGAGCUCAAGUUCCGCAGAUAAAGAAGGUCACCACACAGUGAAUUGCUUCCUGGAAAAAGUUUAUAUAAUAGGUUUGAAGAAAUCACCUUCUGAAGUCACUGCACAUGACUGUGGAGGAAAGAAAACGGUGGAAUUCACGUACAACAGCCAACUUUGCCUUCUGAGCCUGGAGAACCUGUCCCUGCAAGUCUGUGCAGACUGGGAGAUCCACAUAGUCUGAUAGUGCUGCUAAUUCUGCUGCUUAUGCCAGCAUUUUCCUGUCAGAUGUCACAUUUGAUGUCUGUUUUUAUUGCUGAAUGCUGAUUUUUUAAUAA